Molecule: messenger RNA, 627 nt
Organism: Oppiella nova
Lineage: Eukaryota; Metazoa; Arthropoda; Arachnida; Sarcoptiformes; Oppiidae
Source: the annotation of a GenBank genome assembly
AAUUCAGUUAGUGUUACGGAUUAUUGCAUUGCUUUCGUAAACACAUAUACUUGGAAAUAUUCAGUAGUUUUUGACAACCGAGUUGCUGUACAGCUAUAUUUUUUUAUAAAUUAAACAAAAUCUGUGUUUAAAUAAGACAAUAGUUUAAUAAAACUUGAAAGUGACUGAACAUCCAUAGAGAUGACGAGUGCAAAGGUAGACAUUAACGGUUGGCCGGUUUGGUAUGAGAAGUUUGGGUCAGGACCUGAUGUCUUAUUACUUAUACCCGGAGCUAUUGGUACCGGCAGAAGUGACUUCAUGCCGCAACUGGAGGGUGAAUACGCAUUUGACCAGGAUAAAUAUACGUUGAUAUGCAUAGAGCUACCCGGUUGGGGUCGAUCCCGACCUCCGGAAAGGAGAUAUGAUCGCAAUGUCUAUUUAAAUGAUGCGGACUGUGCUCUCAAAUUAAUGGAUAUACUGGAAGGGGGAAAAAUCGGGAUUUAUAUGUGCAUUAAAAGUCAAACCCGUAUAAAGGGUCUGGUUCUGAUCUCGAUCUUCGUGAAGGUGACCCCACAGACAGUGGCCCCGACACUGGCCACACAAAACACCAGCCAAUGGCCACAAUUUCAUAUCAUAGAAUCUGAUUGA